This is a messenger RNA of Penicillium subrubescens, 2344 nucleotides long. Its product is annotated as serine/threonine-protein phosphatase 2B catalytic subunit. The record is from RefSeq and is a predicted model, not a curated record. Gene Ontology annotation, biological process: fungal-type cell wall organization; calcineurin-mediated signaling. Gene Ontology annotation, molecular function: calmodulin-dependent protein phosphatase activity; calmodulin binding. Gene Ontology annotation, cellular component: calcineurin complex; cytoplasm. Lineage: Eukaryota; Fungi; Ascomycota; Eurotiomycetes; Eurotiales; Aspergillaceae. Bases 304 to 1986 code for a protein of 560 amino acids. The transcript is spliced from 5 exons.
CAAUUUGUUUCUCUUUUUCCCAUUUCUUAACUUCACCUUCCCCAUCCCACGCGACUCUUCUCCAAACCCCGACUUGGCCUAUCUUUGGGACAGUUUCACUCCUCAUAAAAACUCUCUGUCUUCCAUUGAUCUCAUCUUUUUCUUCCCUCACUGGGACGUCCAUCCCGCCCAGUGUCUAAACCCCGCCACAUCUCCCGCGCCGUCCUAUCCCCCCCUCCUCCGUUAACCUUCCCCCCUCCUUCAGCCCCCCUUACCUCCGAUUCUCGAGAUUCUGAAGGCCCUGAAUUCUAUCAACCGCCCAAGAUGGAUCGGAACCUGGCGCGCGCGGUGACCGAAAAGAAGCCGGUCCCCGAGAUCGAUUUCACAUUGCAUACCAUGGAGGAUGGCACGCAGGUCUCCACGAUGGAGCGGGUGGUCAAAGAGGUCCAAGCGCCGGCCCUGAGCACUCCCCCGGAUGACAUGUUUUGGUCCACCGAAGACCCGUCCAAGCCCAAUCUCCAGUACCUGAAGCAGCAUUUCUAUCGCGAAGGCCGUUUGACCGAGGAUCAGGCACUAUGGAUUAUCCACGCCGGUACCGAGGUUCUACGGGCGGAGCCCAAUCUUUUGGAGAUGGAUGCCCCGAUUACUGUUUGUGGUGAUGUGCACGGCCAAUACUACGAUCUGAUGAAGCUGUUUGAGGUUGGCGGCGACCCCUCGGAGACGCGCUAUCUAUUCUUGGGUGAUUACGUUGAUCGCGGUUACUUCAGCAUUGAGUGUGUUCUGUAUCUUUGGGCUUUGAAGAUCUGGUAUCCCGACUCGCUUUGGCUGCUGCGGGGUAACCAUGAAUGUCGCCACUUGACGGACUACUUCACGUUCAAGCUGGAGUGUAAACACAAGUAUAGCGAGCGGAUCUACGAGGCGUGCAUCGAAUCCUUCUGUUCUCUGCCGCUGGCGGCGGUCAUGAACAAGCAAUUCCUCUGUAUCCACGGUGGUCUCAGCCCGGAGCUGCACACUCUCGAGGACAUUAAGGCCAUCGAUCGUUUCCGCGAACCCCCAACCCACGGUUUGAUGUGUGAUAUUCUCUGGGCCGAUCCUCUGGAAGAAUUCGGCCAGGAAAAGACCGGCGAUUUCUUCAUUCACAACAGUGUUCGUGGCUGCUCUUAUUUCUUCUCCUAUCCCGCCGCAUGCGCCUUCCUCGAGAAAAACAAUCUGCUUUCGAUCAUUCGAGCCCAUGAGGCUCAGGAUGCCGGUUACCGUAUGUACAGAAAGACACGGACAACCGGCUUCCCGAGUGUUAUGACUAUUUUCAGUGCUCCCAACUACCUCGAUGUGUACAACAACAAGGCGGCUGUCCUGAAAUACGAGAACAAUGUUAUGAACAUCCGGCAAUUCAACUGCACCCCGCACCCCUACUGGCUGCCGAACUUUAUGGAUGUCUUCACCUGGUCUCUGCCCUUCGUCGGUGAGAAGAUUACCGAUAUGCUGAUCGCCAUUCUCAACACUUGCUCCAAGGAAGAGCUGGAGGAGGAGGACACCCCUGUGACCCUUUCCCCGAGUGGCCCUGCCUCUCCUCCCAUGCCCAUUGACACCGAGUCCACCGAGUUCAAGCGCCGGGCCAUCAAGAACAAGAUUCUUGCUAUUGGCCGUCUGUCGCGUGUCUUCCAGGUUCUUCGUGAGCAGUCCGAGAGUGUCAGUGAAUUGAAAACGGCAGCCGGUGGCCGUCUUCCGGCCGGUACCCUCAUGCUGGGUGCCGAGGGUAUCAAGCAGGCCAUUCACAACUUUGAGGAUGCCCGCAAGGUCGAUUUGCAGAACGAGCGUCUGCCUCCUAGCCACGAGGAGGUUUACCAGAAGAGCGAGGCGGAGCACAAGGCAGCCAUGCAGCGCGCUCAGCAGGAGGCUGACAAUGAUGCCGGGCUAGCGACCAUUGCCAGGCGGAUUUCCAUGUCCGCCGGCGCCGGUCGUAGUCGCCGCCAGCGCGAUUCACGCGAUUCCAACAAGGAGGCCUAGGAAACUGGCCGUGGGUUUAGUUUGAACUGAUAUAACGACACGAUCUAUGCAUUUCCCUUCCCUCUUACCCCUCUCCAGCGCAUGCCCUUUCUCCCUUCCUUCUGCCACGACAUGAUCGAGACGAUACCCUGAUCUAUCUGCUUGAUCCUACCACUUCGCCAGGCUAUUCCGACAUGUGUAUGUGUGCCAUAAUACACGGUGCCUUCAGCAUAGCUCCCGAACAAUCUGUGCGAUUAACCUGUCUUGGAUUUUUUCAAUGGACCGAGUAGAUUUCCUUUCUGUAGCCAGGCUCAAUGCAGGUCUCGGAUCCAAGGCGCGAAAAAACAAUAUCAUGUAAUGAUGGCCUAAUUUUACCACA